Messenger RNA from Pseudozyma flocculosa PF-1, 6309 nucleotides. RefSeq lists its product as uncharacterized. The transcript is spliced from 8 exons. The record is from RefSeq and is a predicted model, not a curated record. NCBI's taxonomy places the organism in Eukaryota, Fungi, Basidiomycota, Ustilaginomycetes, Ustilaginales, Ustilaginaceae. Gene Ontology annotation, biological process: mitotic spindle organization; establishment or maintenance of microtubule cytoskeleton polarity; microtubule polymerization. The coding region runs from base 1 to 6309 and encodes 2102 amino acids. Gene Ontology annotation, molecular function: microtubule plus end polymerase activity; microtubule plus-end binding. Gene Ontology annotation, cellular component: spindle pole; centrosome; microtubule plus-end.
AUGGACGGCGAGUUUGCGGGGGGCGCCCCCCCGGUCGAGGACUUUACCAAGAUGUCGGUCGAGGACAGGCUAGCGUCCAAGGCCUGGAAGGCGAGGGUCUCGGCAUACGAGGAGCUCGUCAAGUCGUUCGCCCGCACAUCGUCCGACGCGGAUCCAAUCUUCCGCACGUACGCCCGCAACCCGGAGCUGAUCCGCGCCAUGGUCGUCGACAGCAACGCUGUGGCGCAGGAGAAGGGAGUCGACGCCGCCCGAGCGUUUGUCGAGUUCGGCGGCAACGCGGCGGGAAGGACACGAGAGGUCGUCGUGCCUUCGCUGGUAGAAAAGUGUCUCGGUUCGACGCGGGCGGGGACCAAGAAAAACGCCCUCGAGCUCGUCAUGCUCUACGCCGAAAACGAAGACGUCAUGGGCUGCGAGGGCCUGACGAGCGACCUGCUCGCCGGCCUCAAGGCCAAGCAGCCCAAAGUGGUGGCGGGCUGCGUGGCGGCGCUCAAGGACCUCACGCGCGACUUUGGUCACAAGCAGGUCAAGCCCAACCAGAUCCUCAAGAAGCUGCCCGACAUCUUUGCCCACUCGGACAAGACGGUGCGGGCCGAGGGCGCGCUGCUGGCGCAGGAGCUCUACCGCUGCAUCGGCGCCGCGAUCGAGCCGACCAUUUCGGCGCUCAAGGAGAUCCAGGCAAAGGAGCUGCGGCAGCAGUUUGAGGCCAUCGAGGGCAAGUCGACGCCGACCCGCUUCCUCAUCUCGCAGCGCGCCGUCGUAGAGGCCGCGGCGGCAGCGGCGCCCGCCGCCGAGGCUGACGCGGGCGGCGAUGCGGCCGACGACGGCGCGGGCGGCCAGGACGACGAGGACGACAUCGACCCGUACGACCUGGCCGACCCGGUCGACGUCUUCGGCAGCCGCGACUUUCCGGACAACCUCGACGAGAUGCUGGCGUCGAAAAAGUGGCAGGAGCGCAAGGAGGCGCUCGAGGCGGUGCUCAAGGUGAUGAACUCCUCGCUCAAGAUGAAGCCCGACUCGCGCUUCGACGGCCUCGCCGACAGCCUCGCGCACAAGAUCACAAAGGACGCCAACAUCAACGUGGUGCUGGUGUCGUGCCAGUGCCUCGAGGCGAUGGCCAAGGGCCUGCGCGAGGGCUUCGCGCGCUACAAGGAGAAGGUGGUGCCCCCGAUCAUCGAGAAGCUCAAGGAGAAGAAGGCGUCGACGGUCGAGGUGCUCGCCAAGACGCUCGACGCCAUCUUCCAGACCGUCUCGUUCUCCGACAUUCUCGAAAACGUUCUCAACGGGCUCAAGCACAAGAACCCGUCGGUCAAGACCGAGUCGAUCCGCUUCCUCGUCCGGUGCCUCCGCACCACGCGGACGCCGCCAGCCAAGGGCGACAUCAAGCCGAUCGGCGACGCGCUCGUCGCGGCCAUGGGCGACGGAUCGCCCGACGUCCGCGACGCCGGCGCGGCGGGCCUCGGAACCCUCAUGAAGCUCAUCGGCGAGCGGCCGAUGAACGCCUUCCUCGAGCCGCUCGACGACAUCAAGAAGGGCAAGCCGGCCUCGGCGACCGAGCCGGUCAAGUACCGCUUCAACUCCGAGGAUGCCGAGGCGCGGGCUGCCGACCUGAUCCCGGAGGGCAUCGCCGCACAGCUGGCGAGCGGCGUCUGGAAGGACCGGCUGGCCGGCAUGACCGACUUCAACGCCUGGCUCGAGCGCGAGGUCGACGAGGUCGAGGCCGAGAUCAUCGUGCGCGCGCUGGGCAAGAAGCCGGGCUGGAAGGAGAGCAACUUCCAGGUGCUGGCCGAGGUGUACAAGGCGCUGCGGAAGCUGGCCGAGGCAUCGCCGACGUUUGGGAGGCCCUCGGUUGCCCUCUCGGUGCAGCCGCUGUGCGACAAGCUGGGCGACAUCAAGCUCAAAGGUCCGGCGGCCGAGACGCUCGGCCUGUACGCGGAAAAGACGUCGUACGGCUUCCUGCUCAACCAGGCCCUCGGGCCGCUGGCGGGCCUCAAGGCGCCCAAGGCCAUCGCCGACUCGAUCCUGUGGGUCGACCAGAGCCUGCUCGAGUUUGGCACGGCCGGGGUCGAUGUCCGCGGCCUGAUUGGCUACCUCGUCACCUGCCUCAAGUCGGCCAACGCCGGGGUGCGGACCAACGCGACCAAGGCCAUCGGCACGCUGGCAAGGUUCCUGGGCACCACCCUAAACAGCUUCCUCGGCGACCUCAACCCGCAGCUUAAGACGACGAUCGAGGCCGAGAUCGAACAGGCCGCUAGCAACCCGCCGCCUGCGCCGACGAGGUUCAGCGACGAGAAUCGGCUCCCCGAAGCGGCUGCGGGCGGAGGAGGAGGUGGAAGAGGGGGUGAUGAUGGAGCUGCGGGCGGCGCAGGCGGUGGCAUCGACGAGGACCUCUUGGACGAGCUGGUGCCCCGCGUCGACAUCGACAAGCUCGUGCACGGCUCGACGGUCGCCCGCAUGAGCGAUGCCAACUGGAAAGAGCGCAAGGAGGCGCUCGAGGAGAUCCAGGGCAUCGUCACGGCCAACACCCGGCUCAAGGGCAACAUGACUGAGCUCGCCGCGGCGCUCAAGCUGCGGUACUCGGACAGCAACAUCAUGUGCAAGACGCUGGCACUCGACGUCGCCGCCAAGAUUGCCACGGGCAUGAACAAGAACUUUGAGCCCCACGCACGCAUCUUGGUCGGCCCCAUCACGCAGGUGCUCUCGGACGCCAAGGCGCCCGUGCGUGCCUCGGCCGUGGCCACUCUGACCGCCAUCGCAGAGCAGAUCGGAGUGGGCCCGAUGGUGCCCGGCUUCUGCAGCGUGCUGGAGAGCUCCAAGAUCGCCAACCCGAUGCUGCGGCAGGAGCUGUUCGCCUGGCUCGGCGCGUGGUUCGAGGGCCACAUGCCGGAGAAGGGCAUGGACCUUGCGGGCCUGGCGCUGCCCGCCGUCCAGUCCCUUGACGACAAGCUCGCCGCCGUGCGGAAAGCGGCGCAGUCGGCGCUGCCCUACAUUGUCCUCCGGGCCGGCUACAAAUUCGUGCUGGAGCAGGCCAACCAGCUCAAGGCUGCCUCGCGGAACACCGUGGUGCCCCUCAUCGACGCAGCAAAGUCCCAAGCGGCCGCUCUACAACCGGCGGCAGCAGCGCGCGCGGCGCCUGCCCCCGCUGCUGCUCCGGCGGCCGCAAGGCCUGGCCUGGCGAGGCCGGGCGCCGCUAGACCAGCUGCCGCUCCGGCCGCUAGUGCCGGACCCAGCAGCAGUGGCAGCAGCCCCGUGUCUGCCGUGCGAGCCAGCAGCGCGUCUCGGAUCCCGUCGUCCGAGGAGCCCGACAUCGGCGUGCCCCAGUCCCGCCUCGGCAUGACCAAGAGGGCGCCCGCAGCGGCCUCGUCGUCUUCGAGCGCGCCGUCCAGCUCGUCGGUUCCGGACCAGGGCCCGCCGUUCCUGUCGGCCGACCUGCGCCCCAAGGCGCUCCGGGAGAAGCGCGAGGGGCGGGGCCAGAACUGGAUCGGGGCCGAGGGCGCGCCGCGUCCGGAGCUCGUCGACGUGCUGCGGUCGCAGUGCGAAGGCAGCCUGAGCCGCGGGCUGAUCGACUCCCUCUUCAGCAAAGGCAACAGCGCCGAAAAGGAGUACAUGUCGGCGCUGACGCUGAUCGCCAACUUUGUGUCGAGCCCGAGCUUUGCCGAGGAAGAGUACGGCCUGUCGCCCGACGACACCAACGGGCGGAUCGUGGCCAACUCGGACCUGGUCUUCAAGUACGUGGCGAUCCGGCUGACGGACAACAACACGACCAUGUCGCUCAAGUGCCUCGACAUCCUCGAGCAGCUCGUCGACCUGCUGAGCGGCCAGCAGUUCCACAUGAGCGACUACGAGGCCAACAGCCUGCUGCCCUGCCUGCUCGCCAAGUUCGGCGACCCAAAGGUCACGUUCCGCGACCGCAUCCGCGAGAUUUUCCGCAAGCUGACGUUCAUCUUCCCGCCCAGCAAGCUCUUCACCCACUACAUGGAAAACGGGCUGCCGUCCAAGAACGCCCGGGUGCGUACCGAGUGCCUGGGCGAGCUGGGCCACCUGAUCGCCAAAAACGGGCUGCAGGUCUGCUCUCCGGCCAAGACAUUCCCCGUCAUCGCCAAGCAGAUCAGCGACCGGGACGCCAACGUGCGCACGGCGGCGCUCAUGGCGCUCGGCGAGGCGUACAAGCUGGUCGGCGACGACGUCUGGAAGAUGAUUGGCUCGCUUCCGGGCAAGGAGAUGUCGCUGCUCGAGGAGCGCCUGAAGCGGACGGCGGCGCCGGCGGCCAAGCCCAGCGCCAUCGCGCGGGCGCCCGCCAGCAAGAUGGGCAGGGCGACGCCGGGUUGCAGACGAGGCCGGGCCCUCGAUCUCGUCGCCAGCGCGCGCCUCGAGAUGGGCAGCUCCAGGUCCAGGUCGUCGUCGCAGAGCCAGCCCUCGCAGUACGCGUACGUGAGGAACAGCGGCAGCCGGCUGGCCAACUCGGUCACCGACGCCGACGUGGGCUAUGACGACGACGAGGCCGAUGCACGCCAGGACGGAUUCGGCGAUGCGGACCGGGACGACGACGACGACGGCGACGACGGCCCGUACGGCGGAACGGGCAGCCUGCGGGUGGAGCAGACCAUCAACGAGAUCCUCAGCAGCGAUGCCGAGCGGAGCGUCGCGGCGCUCAAGGACGUCCACCAGUUCCUGGAGCAGGGCGAGCCCUCGAUGGUGUCGCACGCCGACCAGCUGGGCAACGUGCUGGCCAAGCAGGCGCACCGCGCAUUCUCGAUGGCCGACAGCGACGCCGGCAACGAGCGGCUCAUCAAGCAUAUCCUGUUUGACCUGCUCAGCAUGUUUGACAAGGAGCUGGUGUGGGACGAGGGCCGGCCGCUCGGGUCGUACCUGGGCAAGCAGACGCUGGUGCCGCUGCUGACCGAGCUGCUGCAGCAGCUGAUCGAGGAGAGCGCCAAGCCGCCGGGCGACGAGCGGGCGCAGACGCUGGCCAAGUACCUCAACAACGUCGUGCUCAAGUGCUUCUCGGCGUGCGACCUCAACGCCCUGUACGGCGCGUGCCUCUCGAUGCUGACCGAGGCGACCGAGGACAUGCGCGAGCUGUCGGGCGCGGUGCUCGACACGCGCGUCAAGUUUGCCGAGCUGACGAUGAAGUGCCUCUGGAAGAUUGCCAAGCGCCUUCCGUCGUGCCUGGCCGAGCAGCAGAUUGACCCGGCGCAGCUCAUCGCCGACAUCGAAGAGUUUAUGAAGGUCAUCACGCCCAACGAGUGGAAGCGGCGCGCGGCCGAUGGCGUCCCGAUGGGCGACAUGCCGCUCAAGACGAUGAAGGUCAUCCUCACUCACAUCACGUCGACCUUUGGCGAAGAGUCGCUGUCGAUGCUCGAGCUGCUCGAGAGCCCCGAGUCGAGCCACGUCUACAGCUACCUCAUGCGGCUGCUCAACCAGCACGGCGCCGGGCCCGCCGACCGCGGCGCUGCACAGCCAUCCCCCGAGGCGGGCGAGUCGGAGAGGGCGGCGGCACGACCGGCGCGAUCACGAGCGUCGGUGGACGGCAACGGCAACGGCAACGGCAACGGCGCGUCCUAUGCGGCGCCGUCGGCCAAUAGCGCACCAGGCUCGCCGCGAGCCUCGGCAAAUGGCGACGGCGGCGUGGGCCACGGCAACGGCCAGGGCAACGGCGCUCCGAGGGUCGUCUCAACCGACGUCGAGGAUCCGGCCACGGCCGAGCUGCGCGCCAUCUUUGAGCGCAUCUCACACAAGGAGCAGUCGAGGAUCGCCAUCCGGCAGCUGUACGAGUUCCAGAAGAAGUACCCGCACAAGGAGCCCAGCAUCCAGCGCGCGCUGCAGAACACGGGGCCCAUCUUCCAGCGCUACGUCAAGCGGGCGUUGGCGAACCAUGCCGCGGAUGACCUCGAGGCCUCGAGCGCGGUGGCCUCGCCGCAGCUGGGCGAGACUGAGCGUCCGGAAUCCGGCACGUUUACCUCGUCGGCACGGACCUCGCUGCGGUCGAGCCUCAACAUGGAUGCGGGCGCGGGCGCCGCCUCGACUGCGGCCGUCACGCCGUCGCUGCCGACGUCGGCGUCGUUUGCGCGGCACAGCCCGAGCUCGAGCAUCAGCGCGAGCACGAGCACGACGUCGCCAAAGGGCAGCAGCCACCUGCGUUCGUCGACGCACGACGACCGGCUGGCCGAGCUGCGCGCCAAGUUUGCAAAGACGUCGACGGGCUCCUCGAUCUCGUCGUCGUCGUCGUCGGUCUCGACCAGCCGGGCCGAUAUGACCGCCGCCGGCGGCGGUGGCGGUGGCGGCGGCGGUGGGGCGGCCGAGGUCGAUUGA